AUGACUCAAAUUGUAUCCGUCCCAUCCAUUGCUAAAUCGAAAUAUAGUAGUGAUCCGUUAAAAAAUGAUUGGAAUGAUUUUCAGCAUAUUGCAACACAAGCUCGUUAUGUAGCACCAAAAACAUUGUCUGAACUGAAAAAUCAACAAUUUAAAUUAUCAUCUGUUAAAAAACAAUUAUUUAAUCCUAAACUACCAUCGCUGCGACGUAUGGAACGUGAUGAUGUCCUAUGUCGUCUCGCAGAUGAACAUUGUCGUCAUACAACCUCAAUAACUGAAGAGCUAUUCGAAAAUUUUGAUCCAACUAGAGAUGAUGCAUAUGUUGAGUUAUUUGGAUUAAAUUGGCAUGAUACAGGUAAAUCAUUGAUGGAUUCAAAUGAUUUACCACAAUUACAACAAGACGCACUACCAGUGUUCGGUGCUAGACUUCGACCAGACAAGUCGCAAAUAGAAUCACGCCCAAUUCUAAGUAAACUUUAUCGAAGUCCAUCGAUGUCAUGUUUAACACCUUCGGGCACAUUAACAAAACCAGUUAAAUAUAGUUAUCGUAACUAUGGUAGUGGUACGUUUGAUCUAACUACUAAAAAUACCAUGUGGCCAAGAUUUCAUAUGAAUACGAAAAAUUCAUUUGAUUCAAUCAAUCGAAUGCCUUUACCCAGUUCAAUGCAGGGGAUUUUCCGCUCCGCAAGUAUGAAUGCUACUGUUUCAACUGCUCCUUGGAAACCAUCAGGUCCUAUUGGCUGUAUGAAUAAUUCAAAAAUGGCAGAAGUUUAA
This is a messenger RNA of Rotaria socialis, 771 nucleotides long. NCBI's taxonomy places the organism in Eukaryota, Metazoa, Rotifera, Eurotatoria, Philodinida, Philodinidae. The record is from the annotation of a GenBank genome assembly.